AUGUCCGACGCUUUACUCAGAAAAGCCGGCAGAACUUUAUUCGAGAAACACCUCCAGCAAUAUGCUCCGGCCGACCCUAUGUACGAAGAAUACACGACUGCACAGGGCAAGAAGAAGCGUCGAAGGCGUGCGAUUCCCGAAGGCCUGUCGGCUCGCGAUGCCAAGAUAUUAAAGUCUGUUCAACGACGAGCCCACUAUCUCGAUAAGGGUUUUUCGCUCUGUGGCUUCCGUUUCGGCUGGACGUUCAUUAUUGGAAUUAUUCCUGGCGCUGGCGAUGUCGCCGACGCGUCGCUCAACUACCUUCUCGUCGUCCGCAAAGCACGCAAAGCCGACCUUCCCAACUGGCUUAUUCAACGCAUGCUCAUGAACAACGCAGCGUCAGCUCUAAUGGGACUGGUGCCUCUUGCGGGAGACGUGGCAAUGGCUGCUUUCAAGGCUAACUCGCGCAAUGCAGCCUUGUUGGAGGAAUACUUGCGUAUCCGUGGAGAGGAAUUCCUCAAAAUAGAGAAAGCGAAAGCAGGAGAGCUCAAUAAGAAGAAAGAUGGGCCUGUUGCUCCGCCAGACGAUAUAAAGCAGAUCCAUCCUGGAGCAGGCAAAGAGCCGGGAGAAGUGGUGCCCGGAGAGAAACAGCCCAAACGCGGGCUAUCCAAGUUCCUUAUCCGAGGCUCGUCAGGCAAGGGCAAGGGCAAAGCUCCAGCAACAGAUACUGGUCGUUUUGUGGAGAAUGUCGAAGAGAAUACCAAGUAA
Messenger RNA from Mycena indigotica, 747 nucleotides. RefSeq lists its product as uncharacterized. The coding region runs from base 1 to 747 and encodes 248 amino acids. The transcript is spliced from 3 exons. NCBI's taxonomy places the organism in Eukaryota, Fungi, Basidiomycota, Agaricomycetes, Agaricales, Mycenaceae. The record is from RefSeq and is a predicted model, not a curated record.